Blepharisma stoltei is the source of this 3816-nucleotide messenger RNA. The record is from the annotation of a GenBank genome assembly. Lineage: Eukaryota; Ciliophora; Heterotrichea; Heterotrichida; Blepharismidae.
AUGACCGAAGAAAAUUUUAUUGAAAAGAGGCUGCAGUUAGCUUUGGAUCCUACUACUGAUUACAAUGUAAGUAGGAAGCUGGGACAUUUAAUUGACCCUGAUACAUGUGAAAUCGUGAAUAAUUGUCUGCUUGACCAGGAUAUUGUAGAGAAAUAUAGGAAUCAUAUUGAAAAAUUGACGGAAUCAUUGCAAACUCAUAUCCCGCUGACCAAAAUGUUAAUUAAUUAUUUUGGGAUUGCAGGAGAUGUGUUUGAGUUUAUAAUUACAGUAGGUGCAUGCAUUUUAUAUGUAAUGUCCACUUAUAUGAGUGAUGAUUAUCCGGAUGAAUUUGAAAUCAUUGAUCUGGUAGUUGCAUCAAUUUUUCUUUUUGAUUGGACUUUUCAUAUGUGGGCAGCUUCUUCUAGAUGGGAGUUUAUUUUCAGCAAAAUGACUGUAAUAGAUAUGCUAACUAUUAUCCCGGUUUAUGUUGAUUCAUUUGGGUCACAGUCAUUUGGGACAAGAAGUUUAAGCUUUUUCAGAGCACUUACUUCUUUUUUAAUAAAUUUUUUAUAAAAAUUUAUUUAGUUAUUAUUUUUAGUUUUUUUUAAAAUUAAUUUUUAACUCCCCUUUUGUGAGCGAGCAAACUCUUUCGUGUGGGUUAAAUUUAUAAUAAUUUUUUUUACGGAAUUUUAAUGAAAUUGGAAAUUAAAAUUUAAUUAAAAAUUAAUUUUUUAGAAUGCGAGCUGUUUAGAUUUCAACAGGUUAAUAUUAAAAAUAAUAUUAAAUAUAUAUUAAUUUUUUUAAAAAAAAUUGAUAUUAUAAACAGCUUUGCUUGUUCAAGAAGUGGUUUUAAUCCAAAAAUAGGAAUUUUCAAUGGUUUUGCUCAUUCUAGAAGGGGAGUAGGGAAAAUUAGAAUAUUUAGAGCUUUGAGAAUUUUAAGAAUUUUUAAAACAAUUGAAGCUGCCAAAGCAGAAGACGAUGAAAGUGGAAGGCUAAAAUACACUGUCGAUACCUCAGGAAUUUCUAAGCAGCUUGGGAUUACAGCUCUCACUAUAUUUUCUGUUUUAUUCAUAGGCGCAGGUAUUGCUAGCUCCCUCAAUGAUUUACAGCCUGGCUCUUUUAAUUGUCUAGGCACUUUCGAUUUUUUAUCAGCAAUUUACUAUUUAAUAGUAACUUCAGUCACAAUUGGAUAUGGAGAUAUUUAUCCAUUAAAAGCAGCAUCCCGUAUGGUUGUAGUAUGUUUCGUCCUAAUCAUGGUUUUUAUAGUAACCAACCAAAUUUCAAAAUUCGGGCAGCUUAUGGAAAGUUACUCUAAAUACGACACAAACUAUAACACAAGCAACCACAUAGUAAUUAUGGGAAAUUACCGAUUUAAGGUAUUGCACAGAUUUUUAACUCAAUAUUACCAUACUGACCAUGGAAAUGUCAAAACAAAAUGUAUUGUCAUUGGUGAAGAAUACCCAACACAAGAAAUGCUUGGCAUUAUUAAUGAUCCAAGAUAUGAAGGGAAGGUCCAAUAUUUAGAAGGAAAGUCAUCAAAUUCAUCUACAUUUAAAAAAGCAAAUAUUUUUAUAGCAGAAAGCAUUUUUAUAUGCUGAAAUAUUUAAAUAAUAUUUUUAAUAAUUAAUUAAUAUUGAUUAGUCUUAUUUAUCACAAAAAAAUUUACUUACAGACCAGCUUAAUGAUAAUUUAUUAUCCCAAGACACCUAUGUUACACUAUUAGCCAAAAUGAUCCAAGCCAGAGCUCCCUUUGUAAGGGUCUAUAUCCAAUUAACCAGAGCUAUGAACACUGACAAAAAAGAAGAAGAAUACAGUCCUGGGAGCUUAGCAAUAUCUACACAGUCAGUCAAAAUGGGGAUUUUAGGCUCUUCUAUACAUAAUCCAGGAUUUUGCACCAUUAUGGGCGGACUUUAUAUUACAGUAAACGACUCAGUUGGUGAUGGGCAUAACGCAGAAUGGCUAUUAAAAUUUGUCAGAGGCCUAGCUCAGGAGUUUUACUGCGUGCCAAUAUCAAGCUAUUUUGCAGGCAUGCUUUUUGACCAGGCUGUAUAUGUAAUUUAUACUAUGUGCAACGGAAUUUUGGCACUUGGGGUUAAGCUUGGUAGCUCAAAAAUGGAAAAACAUGACGUCCUGCUAAACCCUUCAAAAUACGUAUUAAAAAACGGGGAUUAUUUAUUAUUAAUUUGUGAUGACCAAGAAAGUGCUGAUUUAAUAUCAAAUUAUGACGCAGGAGAAACCCAUUCUCGAGGGAUUAUUUCAGAAAAAAGACAAAAAGCUAUUAUUCAGAUGUUUGAAAAAGAAAAAAUCAAGCAAAAUAUCUACAAGUGUGAUGUCACCAGUAAUGUGAUUGACCUUAUAAAUGAAGAUUUAAGCGGAAAAAUAAAAAAUCAUGUGCUUGUUUUUGGGAGUUUAGAAGAGUUUGAGCUGCUUUUAAACACUAUAAGAGUUUAUUCACAGCAACCGGUCUGCUUUUUUAGUGACCAAGACCCAGACGCAAGAUGGGAAAAAAUUUCAAAAAAAGGGAAUGUUUUUUAUUUACAAGGGAGCAUGCUUAAUUUUCAAGAUCUUUAUUAUUCUGGAAUUGCUGAUUGCUAUUGUGCAUUAAUUCUAUCGUCAAGUAGUCAAAAUAGCCAGUCACCGGAUUCUGAUGUGGUGCUGCUUAGCAGAAUUAUUGAAAUGUCGUUUCCUAAAGUAAAGUAUAUAGUGGAGCUUAUGGAUGAAUCUUAUAUGAGGUUCAUGGGAAGCCGCCCACAUGGGGAUUAUAUAAAUCUUCCAUAUCAUUUUUGGCCGAAGUAUAUUUCUGGAAAAGUGUAUUUUACUUCAUAUUUGGAAACAUUGAUUUGCCAGACUUAUUAUAAUCCUGAUUUAAUUGAUAUCCUGAUGAAAAUGAUGGGAAUCACAAAGCCACAGCCAGAAUCCAAAAAAUAUCAGGAAAAUUCUAUAAUAAAAACAAUAAAGCUGACUGCUGAUUAUUUUACUAAUGGUGAAUCCUGCCCCUACCAUGAUUUAUUUAUUGAUUUCAUCCAUUUAACUCCUCCAGUGAUUCCCUUACUUCCCCCUUUAAAUUGGAAAAAAAUAUUCUGUUCAAUUUAAAUGGGGGUUAAUUUUUUAUUUUUAAAAAAAAAAUAUAUAUUUAAUUUUUGAUAUAAAAUAAUUUUAAAAUUUUUGAAAAAAUAUAUAAAACUUUGAAUUUUAACUAAUUUUAUGAACAAAUAAAUAAUUUAAAAUAUAUCAGUAUGCAAAUGUUUAAAUAGCAUUUUGUCUAUUAAAUUAGGCUAUAAAAAUUAUUAUUUUAAUUGAUAAAAUUUUCCUAACAAAAUAUGCAAAUUUUACAAAUGUUUUGGUCUAAUUUAAAGGGGGGAGUUAGGGAUUUUUUCAAAGCGAUAUAUGCGUUCAGGUACCGAAUCAGAUGAAGAGCUCAAAAAAAUGGCAACAGUUGACCAUGAAAUUGUCAUUACAAACCCUGAACCCAAUAUGACAGUUUAUAAAGGAGAUAAAAUAAUUGUAAUUGGAGAAGUCCAUGAAACAACUAAAGAAAUUUCUUAUUACCCAGAAUUAGAUGAUUUGAUGAACCAAAAAGAAGAGAACUAUUUAUCAAGAAAAAAUAGCAACAUAGAUCAACUGGAAGACAUUGAGUAAUUUUUAUCUAGUGAAGAGGAAAAAGAGGAGGAAGACGCUAUUAAGGAAAUGAUUCAAAUUUUAGGCAAAAGACUUGAGGCUACUCCAAAGCUGCAAAGAAAAAUUGAAGCUAAGACAAGAAUGAUCCAAGACCUGCAUAAGGAAACAGAAAACUUGAAAGAAGAACUAUUAGGGAGAUAUAAUAUGAAAAACUCCUAA